AUGGCUGUGGCCCUCGCUGCCCCAGGGAGCACCUUCUCUAAGCAGCUCCUUUUCUCUCUCCUGGUUCUGGUAUUAUUUUGCGAUGCCUGUCAAAAAAUUUCUCUUCAAAUUCCCUCUCAUCUUAAAGCUGAAACACCUGUAGGCAAAGUGAAUCUGGAGGAGUGCCUCAAGUCACCCAGCCUGAUCCUGUCCAGUGACCCAGCCUUCAGAAUUCUAGAAGACGGCACAAUUUAUACAACACAUGACCUGCUUUUGUCUUCUGAGCAGAAGAGGUUCUCCAUCUUCCUCUCAGACAGUCAGAGGCAGGAACAAAAGGAAAUAGAAAUUGAGUUGUCAGCAAGAGAAAAGAAGGUUUUUAGGAAGAGACAGACCAAAGACCCAGUGCACACGCGCAGUAAGAGAAGAUGGGCUCCUAUUCCAUGUUCGCUGAUGGAGAACUCAUUAGGUCCAUUUCCACAACAUGUUCAGCAGAUCCAAUCUGAUGCUGCCCAGAAUUACACCAUCUUUUACUCCAUUAGUGGACCAGGAGUGGACAAAGAGCCUUUCAAUUUGUUCUUCAUAGAGAAGGACACUGGGGACAUCUAUUGUACCCGAAGCAUUGACCGUGAGCAAUAUGACCAAUUUUUGGUGUAUGGAUAUGCAACCACUGCUGAUGGCUAUGCCCCAGACUAUCCUCUGCCCUUGCUGUUCAAGGUUGAAGAUGACAAUGACAAUGCCCCAUAUUUUGAAACCAAACUGACAGUUUUUAGUGUGCCUGAAAAUUGCCGAUCUGGAACUUCGGUGGGACAAGUGACUGCCAUAGACAAUGAUGAACCAGGAACCCUACAUACUCGUCUGAAAUACAAAAUUCUACAGCAAAUCCCAGAUCACCCAAAGCACUUCGCCAUACACCCAGACACAGGUGUGAUCACUACCACCUCACCUUUACUGGACAGAGAGAAAUGUGAUACUUACAAGCUAGUGAUGGAAGUCCGAGACAUGGGGGGCCAGCCCUUCGGUCUCUUCACCACAGGAACAAUCACAAUCUCACUGGAGGAUGAGAACGACAACUCACCAUAUUUCACCCAAACUUCUUAUACUACAGAAGUAGAAGAAAACAGAAUCGAUGUUGAGAUUCUAAGAAUGAUGGUACAAGAUCAAGAUUUGCCCAACACUCCUCACUCAAAGGCAGUAUACACGAUUCUCCAAGGAAAUGAAAAUGGGAACUUCAAAAUCACAACAGAUCCGAAUACAAAUGAAGGAGUCUUGUGUGUUGUCAAGCCAUUGAACUAUGAAGUCAAUCGCCAAGUCAUUCUACAAAUCGGUGUUCUGAAUGAAGCCCAGUUCACUAAAGCCGCCAAUGGGCAAGCCCCCACAAUGUGCACCACGACUGUCACUGUGAAAAUUAAAGACAGUGAUGAAGGCCCUGAGUGCCAGCCACCAGUCAAAAUCAUUCAGAGCAAAGAUGGACUGCCAGCUGGCCAAGAGCUUCUGGGCUACAAAGCCACAGACCCAGAAACAAGCAGUUCUGAAGGCAUAAGGUACCAGAAGGUAGGAGAUGAAGAUAACUGGUUUGAAAUCAACGAAAGCACCGGAGACUUGAAAACCCUCAAAGUAUUGGACAGAGAGUCAAAGUUUGUGAAGAACAACCAGUAUAAUAUUUCAGUAGUGGCGAUGGAUGCAGUUGGCCGCUCUUGCACAGGAACACUGGUAGUUCUUCUGGAAGAUUUUAAUGACCACCCACCACAGAUUGACAAAGACCUGACCAUUUGUCAGCAGGAGAAGGAUUAUGCUGUUUUGGAACCUGUCGAUCUAGAUGGGCCUGAUAAUGGUCCACCUUUUCAGUUCUUUCUGGAUAACUCUGCCAGCAAACACUGGACUCUAGAACCACAGGAUGGUAAACGUGCCAUUCUUCGUCAACGACACAAUCUCAAUUAUAACUUCUAUUCUGUGCCAAUCCAAAUACAAGACAGACAUGGUUUCUCUGCAAAACAUAUGCUAUCAGUGAGAGUGUGUGACUGCACAGUUCCAGAAGAAUGCAGAAUGAGUGCUAGGGAGGAGAGGGAUGCUAAACCAAAUGUAGUCCUUGGGAAAUGGGCCAUUCUCUCCAUGGUCCUAGGCGCUGCAUUGCUACUGUGUAUUCUGUUUACAUGUUUCUGUGUGACUACUACUAAGAGAACAGUAAAGAAAUGUUUCCCAGAUGAUGUAGCCCAGCAAAAUUUAAUUGUAUCAAAUACUGAAGGACCAGGAGAGGAAGUGACGGAGGCAAAUAUUAGACUCCCCACACAGACAUCCAACAUCUGUGACACAAGCGCAUCUGUUGGGACUCUUGGUGGCCAAGGAAUCAAAACACAGCAAAGUUUUGAGAUGGUCAAAGGAGGCUACACUUUGGAUUCCAACAAAGGAGGUGGCCACCACACCUUGGAGUCCAGCAAGGGAGCUGUGCUGGGAGCAGCAGACACUGGCCGAUAUGCAUACACAGACUGGCAAAGUUUCACUCAACCCCGGCUUGGUGAAAAGGUGUAUCUGUGUGGACAAGAUGAGGAACACAAGCGUUGCGAAGACUACGUUCGUUCAUAUAACUACGAAGGCAAAGGCUCCAUGGCUGGCUCUGUAGGCUGUUGCAGCGAUCGGCAGGAGGAAGAAGGGCUGGAGUUUUUAGAUCAAUUGGAACCGAAAUUUAGGACAUUAGCAAAGACAUGUGUGAAGAAAUAAUCAUUCUGGUUAAGAGAGCGACAUCUGCAAAUGACUACAGAGGUGUCACUGGAUGUAAAAAGACUUUGCUUAUUGAAGGUGAAGUCAUUUAUAGAUAAGGAUGCUUUACCAACCACAGCUCUUCCAAUUCUUCUUGUCUCCGGAACUUCCAAGUUGUCUAGACAGGAAAUUGUCAUUGUUCCUUUUCUUUCUGUGCAUGUACACAUUGCCCUCUCAGGACUGGACUGUGCCUACCACUGAAACUGGUGAUGUUUGAAAUGUAAGCUCUUUUGCACGCUAUGCGAGACUCCAUGGUGGAACUGGGUAUUGCGGAAGCUUUAAACAUGAAUCUGCAUUGUGUAUAUACAGAUUAAAUAUUUUCUUCAAAGUCGUGGGGAGAA
This is a messenger RNA of Peromyscus californicus insignis, 3074 nucleotides long. RefSeq names its product desmocollin 1 (gene Dsc1). Gene Ontology annotation, biological process: homophilic cell-cell adhesion. The record is from RefSeq and is a predicted model, not a curated record. The coding region runs from base 1 to 2694 and encodes 897 amino acids. The transcript is spliced from 16 exons. Lineage: Eukaryota; Metazoa; Chordata; Mammalia; Rodentia; Cricetidae. Gene Ontology annotation, cellular component: plasma membrane; desmosome. Gene Ontology annotation, molecular function: calcium ion binding.